This is a messenger RNA of Phlebotomus argentipes, 1574 nucleotides long. RefSeq names its product probable cytochrome P450 28a5. The coding region runs from base 30 to 1529 and encodes 499 amino acids. Lineage: Eukaryota; Metazoa; Arthropoda; Insecta; Diptera; Psychodidae. The record is from RefSeq and is a predicted model, not a curated record. The transcript is spliced from 4 exons. Gene Ontology annotation, molecular function: monooxygenase activity; iron ion binding; heme binding.
GUACUGCGUUUCUGCUGUGAGAGGACAAAAUGAUGGUCUUUUUGUACAUUGUGCUCGCCAUCGUGAGUGGAAUUUACUUAUUCCUGACAUGGAACUACAAACACUGGCAGAAGAGAGGAAUUCCUCAUCCCGAACCGGCGCUUCUUGUUGGGAAUCUUCCUGGCGGAGUGUCGCAAAAGUAUCACGUUGUGCAUGACAUACGGAAAAUAUACAAUCAAUACAAGGAGCAAUACAACUUGGUUGGCUUUUAUAACAUGAGACAACCGCAGUUUUUAAUUACCGAUGGAGCUUUGGCGAGAGAUAUGCUUAUCAAUAAGUUCAAGAACUUCCACGAUAAUGAAUUUGCAGACAUGAGCGAUAAGAAAAAGGAUCCAAUUUUUGGACAAAAUCCAUUUCUCCUCAAAGGCGAAGAUUGGAAGGAAAAGAGAGCAGAAAUUACUCCAGCUUUCACACAACUCAGGAUUAAAACCAUGUACCCAGUUAUCGAAGACGUCUGCGAGCGCCUGAAGAAAUACAUCUUGAAGGAAAAACAUCAGGCAAUCGAGACGCGAGAAAUGUCAGCGAAAUUCACCACAGAUGUUGUCUCGAGUUGUAUUUUUGGCAUCGACGCGGGAUCUUUUGCCGGAGAAAAAGCUCCCAUUCGCGAGAUGGGAAGGAAACUAAUGACUCCUUUGCCGAGAGUAAUCAUUUACUUCAUCCUCGUGCAACUGAUUCCGUCUAUAAAAAAGAUCUACAAACUCUCAUUCGUUGAGAAAAGUGUCGAGAGAUUCUUUGAAACACUAAUGAAAGAUGCAAUUGACUUGAGGAAGAAAAACAACACAAACAGAAUGGAUUAUCUUCAUUAUCUUCUUGAGCUUCAGCAGAGGAAGAAUUUGAAUGCACUUGAUAUGGUUGCUCAUGCAAUCACUUUCUUCAUUGAUGGUUUUGAAACCUCAAGCAUUGUCUUGUCUUACGCGCUCUUCGAAAUAGCCAGAAACAAAGCAGUCCAAGAAAAGCUUAGAGAAGAAAUAAGGGAAACUUAUGAGAAACACGGGAAAAUUGACUUUGAUAUUGUCAAUGAAAUGCCUUAUCUUGAGCAAGUCUUGGCAGAAACUCUUCGUCUUCAUCCGCCGGGAACAUUCUUGAGCAGAAUCUGCACACAAUCCUGCGAAUUGCCGCUCACAGAAGACCGAAUGAUCACCAUUGAGGAAGGAUGUGUUUUCAAUAUACCAAUUUACAGCAUUCAGCGUGAUGAACGAUACUAUGAAGAUCCCGAAACUUUCGUCCCAGAGCGUUUUGCACCAGAAAAAGGAGGCACAAAAAUCUAUAGGGAAAAAGGCUACUUUUAUCCUUUUGGCGAUGGACCGAGAAUUUGUCUGGGAAUGCGAUUCGCUCAAGCACAAUUGAAGGCAGCAAUUGUGUCGAUCGUGAGGGAUUUCGAGCUCACGCUUGAUCCUAAGACGCCUGAGAAUUACACACUGAAUCCCAAAGAAAUAUUCCCAACAAUUCUAGGCGGAACUUGGCUGCGAUUUAAGGAAAUCAAAGUGUAAUUAUGCCAAAUAAAUUAUUUUAUGACGACCUAAUGAAGCUCCUGA